Messenger RNA from Echinostoma caproni, 708 nucleotides. Lineage: Eukaryota; Metazoa; Platyhelminthes; Trematoda; Plagiorchiida; Echinostomatidae. The record is from the annotation of a GenBank genome assembly.
AUGAUGUGUAUCGUNACUACCCUCAUCCCAAAUGGUUGGCUCGAACGAGCAUUGGAAAUUCCCGGUUCUGCCCAAGUGAUUUCAUUCAUCUACUGGCUUCGGCAUCCGCUAAUCCUGUGCUUUCUACUUCCGAUAUUGGUGGUGAUUUUUAUCUAUCUAACCGUGUUAUGUGUGCAUCUAUGUCGUUUGCGUUGGUGGCUGGCUCGACAAUUUGCGGAUUGCUGGUCACCUGUGCGUCCACGGGACCGAUCGCAUUCCAUCAGUCGUGCGCAUCUUGCGUCCCUGGCCCAGUUGCUCAAACGCAUUGUGGCCGCGAUUUGGGAUGCACAUGGCAGAAUUUUUCAUGCCUACGAAGUAAUCGGUAUGGAGAAAUUGCCCAUGCACGGACCAGCCUAUAUUGUCUAUUAUCACGGGACUUGUCCGUUUGAUGCUUAUUAUCUGGUCUCGCGGUAUUGUAUCGAACGUGAUCGAUUUCCCGUGGCCGUAGUCGAUCGGUUCCUAUUUCGUCUCCCCGGUUUGGGUUAUUAUCUGAAACUGGUUGGAGCAAUAGAAGGUUCCAUUGAAGAAUGUGCUGCUCAUCUUACCCCGGGAUCUACAAAUUUGCGUAAGCCUUAUUCAUUUUCAUUUAAUCUACCUGCUCACUGCGAAAUUAUUUGUGACAAGUACCGAUUGAUAAGAUCAAGCGCUCUGCGUGAUUCGUUCGUCUGA